This is a messenger RNA of Solanum verrucosum, 618 nucleotides long. RefSeq lists its product as uncharacterized. The transcript has 4 exons. Gene Ontology annotation, biological process: regulation of peptide transport. NCBI's taxonomy places the organism in Eukaryota, Viridiplantae, Streptophyta, Magnoliopsida, Solanales, Solanaceae. The record is from RefSeq and is a predicted model, not a curated record. Bases 172 to 600 code for a protein of 142 amino acids.
UAGCUAACCUGUCUGGUUCUUGACAUAAUUGGCUUUUCAAUUUGUAUGGAUUACAAAUAUUAGGGAAUUCUCAAUUUACUUCCAUCUGCUACUUUUUGUGGCUAAAACUAGUGCAUCAUUUUUGUGGGUUCAUCGCUGCUGACAGGACUGCUAAACAUUCCAUUAUCGGCGAUGUUUUUGGUCUUCUUUCAGCAGUGUGUUAUGGCCUAUUCACAGGUAGGAUAUUUAUCAGUGCUCCUCAAGAAAUCUACUGGAUCAGGAGAAAAGGCAGAUAUGGAGAGGUUCUUCGGAUAUCUAGGCUUGUUCACUUUGUUUGGCCUUUGGUGGCUUGUGUGGCCAUUAAAUGUUGUUGGGUUGGAACCUAAGUUUGAUUUCCCAAGCUCAGCUUCUAUUGCCGAGAUUGUGCUGCUGAAUGGAUUUAUAGGGAGUUUUCUCUGUGACUACUUAUGGGCUCUUUCAGUAGUAUGGACAACACCAUUAGUUGCUACACUGGGCAUGUCAUUGACCAUACCCCUUGCUAUGAUCGCUGACAUGCUAGUUCAUGGACGUCGUUACUCUGCAGUGUACAUUCUUGGAUGCAUUCAGGUUUUUCUUCAAUAAAGCUAUUACUUUUCUACA